Eriocheir sinensis (Chinese mitten crab) is the source of this 4665-nucleotide messenger RNA. It is a transcript of the gene Tao, whose product is annotated as serine/threonine-protein kinase Tao-like. Gene Ontology annotation, biological process: protein phosphorylation. The record is from RefSeq and is a predicted model, not a curated record. The transcript is spliced from 17 exons. Lineage: Eukaryota; Metazoa; Arthropoda; Malacostraca; Decapoda; Varunidae. Bases 329 to 3373 code for a protein of 1014 amino acids. Gene Ontology annotation, molecular function: ATP binding; protein kinase activity.
UGAAACAUGACGCUAUUUUGCUAAUUCUGGGCUAAUUCCUGUUGCUGAUCCACCGGCGGGAAGGAUCAUGGUACACCCGAAUAGCCGUACUGCCGGAAAAUCGUUGUCGCGGGGCGCUGGGAGGAGCCGGGCGUGUUGAGGCGAGGCUGUGGUGCGAGAUAAGGUGUGCAAUGGACAGGUUUCGAACGAUUUCCUGUUGAGUAGUUCAUGUGGCGGCCUUCCCACGCCAGGAGGAGCCGUGCCGAGGUGUGAUGGAUGUUUUGCAUGAGUGAUGUAACCAGAAAGAAAAUAUAGCCGCUGCGUUAGCCUCGGCUGCCUCGUCCCCAAGAUGGCCACGCUCAUCCGGCCAGGGAAUCUCAGAAACCCUGAAGUAGCUGACCUGUUUGAGCGUGAGGAUCCUGAGAGACUCUUUGAUGACCUACGGGAAAUUGGCCAUGGGAGUUUUGGAGCCGUGUAUUACGCUCGCCAUGUCGCAACUAAAGAGGUGGUGGCUAUCAAGAAAAUGUCAUAUAAUGGGAAGCAAAGUGCUGACAAGUGGCAAGACAUCCUGAAAGAAAUAAGAUUUUUGCGCAGCCUUCGCCACCCUAACACAGUCACCUACAGAGGAUGUUAUCUCAAGGAGUCAACUGUUUGGCUGGUAAUGGAAUAUUGUCUUGGAUCGGCAUCAGACAUUAUAGAAGUCCAUCGACAACCUCUGCGAGAAGAAGAAAUCAGUGCCAUCUGCGAAGGCUGUUUACAAGGCCUUUCAUAUUUACAUUCUUUAGGGAAAAUUCAUAGAGAUGUUAAAGCUGGAAAUAUUCUCCUAACAGAAAAUGGCACAGUAAAGCUUGCUGACUUUGGAAGUGCAAGUAUAACAUCACCUGCCAAUAGCUUUGUUGGAACACCAUACUGGAUGGCUCCUGAAGUUAUAUUAGCUAUGGAUGAAGGACAAUAUGAUGGAAAGGUUGAUGUAUGGUCAUUAGGCAUCACAUGCAUAGAACUGGCUGAACGCAAACCACCUUACUUCAACAUGAAUGCCAUGAGUGCCUUGUACCACAUUGCCCAAAAUGAUGCCCCCAAAAUGUCAGCCCCUGAUUGGUCCAAAGACUUCCAGCACUUUGUUGAAGCUUGCCUUCAGAAAUCACCACCUGAUCGACCUACCUCGGCAAGACUCCUCACUCACGAGUUUAUUUUGAGACAUCGGUCAUCCCACAUCAUCCUGGAUCUGAUCGCUCGAACAAAGAAGGCAGUCCGUGAGUUUGAUAACUUAAACUAUAGGAAAAUGAAGAAAAUUCUCCUGUAUGAGACUGAGAGUCAACAGGGGGAUGUUGAAGACUCCACAGAGGAGGAUGCGGCUGGAGGCGACAGCAGCAAGAGCAACAGCAUCACAUCAGAGAAGUCGGUCAUAUCAGCUGGGGUCAGUCAGUCGUCCCAGUCGCAGUCAUCUUCCACCAACUCCCUCCACCAUCACCAUUUGCUUCAUCAACCACCACACCCAUAUCAGACACCAUCUCCACCCAUGCUGCAGCCAUCACAUUCACCAUACAUUGCUCCUCAAGUGCCACCACAUCACCAUCAUCCCUCACAUCUUCCAUCACAUUAUUCACCUCAAUCACCACAUCAUGGACUUGUAUAUCAACACCAGACCCCCUCAUCACUCUCACCUUCACCCUCAUCAUCAUCCUUGCACCAAGCAGAACUAGGUAUCCCAAAUAAUAAUCAUCACCCAUUAACACCAUCUUCACCACUCAUAGACACCUUUAGCAUUACCUCCAUUGCUAGUACCAAUGCAACAUCCUCCACCACCCCAACCCUUCUCCUUCAGCUUCCGGGGCAGAAUGCUCCUUCAACCACUACAAACAACAACGACACCAACAACGCGUCUUCUACCGUCAAGUCGCGCCGAGGAAGGCCUUGUGGAAAUCCAGGAGAGGCAAGCACCAGCAACUUUGCCACAAUCAAGACCACGUCCAUUGUCAGUAAGCAGCAGAAGGAACAUCUUCAAGAAGACAUGCAUGCAGCUAUGUCUGGGUACAAACGAAUGCGUCAGGAGCACCAGCGAGCCCUUGUCAAGCUUGAAGAGAAGUGCCGUGUUGACAUGGAGAACCACAAGCACGUGUUGGACAAGGAAUAUGAAGCUUUACUCACCCAGUUUAGCAAAGAGCUGGAAAAACUACGACAGAAACAUGAAAAAGAACAAGAAAAGAAACGUGAAAUGUGUUCAGUAGCAGAGAAAAACCUCACAAAAGAGAUCAAUAAUAGACAUUCUAAUGAUCACAAACACUUUUUGACACAGUACAAGAAACAGUACAAGGAAAACAUUGAAAAAUGGAAGAAGGAACUCUCACAAGAUCCCAAUACACCUAAAAAACAGAGAGAGGCUCAGCUUCAGACCCAAAAAGAGUAUCUAAAAGCCUCAGAACGACAGGAAGAGCAAAAACUGCUUCAGCAGCAAGAGGAGUACCUUCAGCUAGAGAUUCGAAAAUUCCGUCGACGCGGUCUACUUUUAUACUACCUAAAAGAGAAGUCACUACUUAAUGAGGAGCUUACCAAGAGGGAGCAGCAGUUGGAGGCAGCUCACUCGAUGCUUUUAAGGCACCAUCAACAAACACAAGAUCUUGAGUACAGGCAGCAAAGAGCCAUCCAUGCUCUAAAGGAAGAACAAAUGAACAAGCAACAUCAAACAGAAUUAAGCAGUCAGCAUGAAUACAUGAAGAGGGUGGAGAGGGAUCUUCGCAAAAAACAUGCUCUUCAACAAAAGCAACAGCCAAAGAGCCUAAAACAAAAAGAAAUUGAAAUACGGCGUCAGUUCCGGGAUACCAUAAAUAUACAGCGUCAACAAUACAAAGAAUAUAAAGGUCAAAUUCUUGCCAAAACACCAAAAGAAGAACAACGAGCAAUUAUCAAGAGGUUAAAGGAAGACCAGCGUCGGAAGUUGGCCAUGCUUGGAGACCAGUAUGAGCAAUCCAUUGCGGAGAUGCUUCAGAGACAGUCACUCCGACUGGAUGAAAGUCAGGUGGUAGAGCAGCAACAGUUGUCUGAGAAGCUCCAAAGGGAACUAGAAAUGUUGGCUGAAUAUCAGACUCGCAAUCGUCAGCAAGCAGAAGCACAGCGUAAUCGGGAAAAGAGAGAACUUGAUGAGAGAGUAGCAAUCAGGAGAGAUCUAUUACAAAAUAAGAUGGCAGAAGAAUCUGCAAGAUUUCAGCAUGAACGUCAUGAGCGAGUGAGACUGAUGCAGGAAAAACAUAACAGGGAGAUGGAUGACUUUGAUAAUGAAUCCCAACGGUAUGGCUUUAGUCCCCCUCAAGUGACGGAAUCAUCAAGUGAGCGAUGGCCAGAAGAAUUCAAUGUGGCUGCAUCUAUGCUUUCCUUAUCCCUCCAACCUAACCAUUGAGUAACUGGUUGAUUUUUAGCUAGCUUAGGGAGUUAAAAAUAAUUGACAACUUGUUCUUUAUAGGCUGUAUUAAUUUCCAGGUAUGAAUAUGAAUUUGAAACUUGAAUAUUUAAUUAGCCUUAUUUAAGAAAUACCAGUGUCACAUCAUAUUUAUUUGCUAUAUAUCCAGAUAAUGGUUAGGAAUUGCUAAAUAUGGUCAUCAAGUGACCAGGGAAUUUUCAUAGAUGCCCGGGCUGCAAAGGUGCUCGUGUGGCCUCGAUGCCAGUGUGCUUUAGAUUUCCUUCCUCCCAGUAAGAGAAAGAAGUUGGAUUGGCAUUUCUUUGGAAAGCAAGAUUGGUUAUGACACUUGCAUCUAGUUGAAAGGACUGCUGCUUGCAAGAUAGAUAAAUGAUCAGAAUUCAGUAUUUGAAGCCGUAAUGCUUGUCAGAAUUUAUUAUUUGAUAAAUUAGUGUACGUACCUGUCCAUUAUCUGCUGUAGACAUUGCUGACCACUAGUUUAAACAUUAUAGGGAUCAGUAAGUGGAAGGUGUAAAGUCAAAGUUAAUUUUCUUGUUAGGAAAAGAGACUAGAAAGACAUUAUCUUCCUCUUGCAUUCGCUGCUCACUCCAUAUAUGUUGGUCCUGUCAUUUAUAGUCAUUUGGGCACAGCUGUUCUAAGUUUGCUGCCCAGAUCUUUAUACAGAUCAGUGAAACACAGAAGCUAAUGACUAUAGAGUUCUGAUGUUCAUCACUGCAAGCACAGAUUCACCUUUUAAUUCAACAAAUGCCAAAAUUAGACAAAAGAGAAAAGUAUGAAAUGAAUCAAUGUCAGUCUGUUAUGAUCUCGGCUUGCCUCAUUUCAGUGCAUUCUUUUCAAAGUUUGUAAAGGAAAGCGAUGGUAUCGGUUGACAGUAGAGAACUUUCUUUGCUCAAUGUCAUGAAGUGUAAUACAAGAAAUGGAGCCAGUAAUUGUAAACCAGGAAGGCUCAUAUUUUAACAUUGCCAUAUUAAUAAUUUCCAUCUACUGCUCAUUAAUCUCUGGUCCUGUCUCAAAUAAUUUAACUAGCAAAUGGUGUGAUUAUAAUAUGAUUAUUUGUGACAUGGUCAGCCAUUAUCAGCCUAUAUAUAUAUAGCUUCUAUACAUAUUUUAUUUAUCAUCAUGGAACUGGUUGAUUUAGUAGGAAUUCUAGUUGUUGCCAGGAGGUUUUCCCUAGUCAAUGAAGGCAACAUAGCCUACAGAGAACACACUCACACAUCACACACACACACACACACACACACACACUCACACACACACACACACACACACACACA